This is a messenger RNA of Aspergillus wentii DTO 134E9, 2613 nucleotides long. Its product is annotated as ubiquitin ligase complex subunit HRD3. Gene Ontology annotation, biological process: ERAD pathway. The transcript has 3 exons. Bases 1 to 2613 code for a protein of 870 amino acids. Lineage: Eukaryota; Fungi; Ascomycota; Eurotiomycetes; Eurotiales; Aspergillaceae. Gene Ontology annotation, molecular function: protein binding. The record is from RefSeq and is a predicted model, not a curated record. Gene Ontology annotation, cellular component: endoplasmic reticulum membrane.
AUGAAGUAUCCGUGGCUAUGGCGGUUUCUGCCCUUGGCACUGCUACUACUGCAGGCACUUGUGGCAGACGCUCAAAUCCAGUCGAAUGAUGAACCCGCAUCAGCAGAUAUCGCCCAUGGACAAUACCCGCUUGGAGCUCAAUCAUCUGGCGAUCCCGAGGAGACAGACACCCGCCCUGCGAAUGGUAAUUACAUGCAGAAACAACUUGUUAAUUUCUUGUUCAUCACGGCUGACUUAUAUGGUAUUUUUCCGCUGGUAGAACAUGUUGAAUUGGCUCUCAAAAUCCUUCGUGAAUCGAAGAUCGCCGUCGUUCAGACCGAGAAGCCAUCUGGUCUCGUGGGAUACGGGGUACAUUAUGCACAGGAAGCAUUUCGGAUUUUAUUCAUGAAUGGACCUCGACCGGAUUCGACUGAAAAGAAAAUCAACCCGAAUGUCGUCAGGGCCGUGAACGAAUUGAAAAUUGCUGCGCAGGAGGACGAGGACCCCGAUGCGAUCUUUCUAUUAGCGGAGAUGAACUUCUACGGCAACUUCACCCACCCAAGAGAUUUCAAAGCGGCAUUCAAGUGGUAUCAAGAGCUUGCAUCGUUGACCGGGAAUAGUACGGCACAGUAUAUGGUUGGCUUUAUGUAUGCGACGGGAUUCGGAAACGGAGUUGAGCGCGACCAGGCAAAGGCACUGAUGUACCAUGUUUUUGCUGCUGAAGGGGGGAAUACGAGGUCAGAAAUGACGCUCGCAUACCGCAACCAUGCCGGCAUCGGGGCUCCUAGAAAUUGCGACGAAGCAACAUACUACUACAAGAAAGUGGCAGACAAAGCUAUUCAGUACUAUCGAUCUGGACCUCCUGGUGGUCACAGUUUGACCCGGGAAUCAUACAGAUGGGCAGAUGAGGAAGGGGGUGUCUAUGGUGAAGGUGCUAGUGUGUCGAGCUCUGGACCCAACGCGCUGCGCGAUGGAUCACAUUCGAGCAACGAAGCUAGCUUGGAAGAUGUUUUGGAAUAUUUGGAUCUUAUGUCCCGAAAAGGAGAGUUGAAGGCUACUUUCAGUCUGGGAAAGAUGCACUAUGAGGGGGCUAAGGGUUUGCCCCGGAGUUUCCGCAAGGCCAUGAAGUAUUUCAAACUGGUUACAAAGAGAUACUGGAACAAGGAUGGCUCAGUUAACCCAAGUCACCCAAUGGGCAUUGAAAAGCUGGCUUCCAAAGCGGCAGGUCACAUAGGGAUGAUGUACCUUCGUGGAGAGGGCGUGGAGCAAAACUUCGCUACGGCUCUCACUUGGCUGAAGCGCGGUUUGCCUAAUGGGGAUUCUCUUUGCCAGUAUCAAAUUGGGCUGAUGUAUCUUCAUGGAUACGGCGUUCCUCAGGACGCAUUUAAAGCUUCAUCAUAUUUCAAAGCAGCUGCUGACCAGGACUUUCCGGCAGCGGAGACUAGACUGGGUGCUCUGUUUCUGGACCAAGGGGACAUAGCUACCGCCACCAAAUAUUUCGAGUUGGCUGCGCGCUGGGGAUGGAUGGAAGCUUUUUAUUAUCUGGCGGAAAUUUCUAACAACGGUGUUGGAAGGGAACGACACUGUGGGAUGGCCGCAGCUUAUUACAAGAUGGUCUCUGAGCGAGCUGAGGUGAUCCACUCCUCCUUUGCUGAAUCAAAUGCUGCGUAUGAGAACGGCGACAAAGAACGUGCAUUAAUUGCGGCGACUAUGGCCGCAGAGCAAGGGUACGAAAAUGCCCAGUCAAACGUGGCGUAUCUUCUUGACGAGCAGCGCUCUUUGGUGCCUCUCGACUCUAUCCUCCCUUGGGGCCAGAAGCCUCGACCAUCUCUGCUUCGAAAUGCAGCUCUGGCUUUAAUCUACUGGACUCGAUCGUCCAAGCAAGCAAACAUCGAUUCUUUGAUCAAAAUGGGCGACUAUUAUCUCUCUGGAGCUGGGAUUGCAGCAGAUGCAGAAAAGGCUUCUGUUUGCUACCACACCGCAGCUGAAGCUCACCAUAGUGCACAGGCUUAUUGGAAUCUUGGCUGGAUGCAUGAGAAUGGUGUUGCUGUCCAGCAGGAUUUCCACAUGGCUAAAAGAUACUAUGAUCUAGCUCUUGAGACAAACCAAGAAGCGUAUCUGCCGGUAAAGCUAAGCUUGAUAAAGCUUCGGAUGCGCGCAUACUGGAACAGAAUCACUAAUGGAGAUAUCAACCCAAUCCAAGAGGAAGAAGUAUCGAAACCACGUCGAACAUUCAAGGAGUGGAUCGCGGCAUUUAUCGAAAAUGACGAGGAGGAGGAAGCUAAUUACCGCGCUCAAAUGUACAAACAUGAUGAAGACGAUGAUUUUCUCGCGAGCAACGGGGAUUCCCGUCGAUUGGACGGGGAGAACCGCCACGAAGAUGGCUAUUACGACGACCUGGAACUCGAAAUCGAUGAGAGCGUUUUGGAAGGCUUGAUCAUCGUCUCUCUGGCUGCCACCUUGCUAGUGCUUGUAUACAUGAGACAGCAACGGAAUAGACAAAGACCAAACGAGAACGGGGCCCCUGCAGGUGCAAACCCAGCGAAUCCAGGCGAUGGGAACGAUCGUGGGUUUUUCCCGCGGCCUGGAGAGCCGGAAUUCGCCCAGUGGGUGGCAGGUGGAGUAGGACAUUGA